GUUUCCUCACUCGAGCUGUGAGACUUUAUUUCCGUCUUUAAUCUCUCUCGUUUCUGAACUUUCACAGAGUUUCUAGAAGGGUUGAUGUACAUAUUUGCUCAUCAUGAAUAGUAGGUCAAGUUUUGCACAACUUAUGAAUCAAGCAAAAGAAACAAACGAGAAGCCAACACAAAGCUUUAGUUUACCAGUGGAGCCGAACGCAGGACUUUUUACUAUCGGAAAACCAGCAGAUGAUAAGCCCCAGGAAAAAAAUAAAGACAGCACUCCCAAAGGCAUAAACAAAGACAGAGUCGUGGGCAGAGAUUUGUGGCCAGCUUUUAAUGUACUCGAGACUCCAUGGAGAUCAGUGAACUGGACCUCUGAAUCCAGGAAGGAACUGAUGGAGAUGGUCGAGUCAUACAAACCGGCCAGCGGGGCUGUGUCCGAGGCCAGAGUCCUGCUUCUGGGUCCCGUUGGUGCGGGAAAGUCCAGUUUCGUUAGCUCUGUGCAGUCAGUCUUUUCUGGACGUGUCCUUAACCGGGCCAUGGUGGGCUCAUCUACUUCUGCAAGCUUCACAAAAAAGCUCCAGUCAUUCCCCAUCAGACGGAGUGGAGAGAAAUCAGACCCCACAGCUCUGGUCCUGUGUGAUAUUAUGGGGAUUGGAGACGGAGACUCGACGGGACUGAGCCUUUAUGAUGCGCUGUGCGUUAUUAAAGGACAUGUGAUAGAGGGACAUCAGUUCAGUGCAGAAGAGCCAGUCAGAUCUGACAUGGGCUUCAUAAAGAAACCGAGCCUCAAAGACAAGAUUCACUGUGUGGUGUUUGUGGUGGAUGCGUCAAAAAUCAACACCUACGCCAAAGGACUGAGCAACACGUUCCGGCAGCUCCGAGAAAACAUCAGCAGCCUGGGUGUGCACCAGGUAGCGCUGCUGACUCACGUGGAUGAAGUGUGCACAGUCACAUGUCGAGAUGCCAGCCAGGUGUACAUAAGCCGCAAUGUUCAGCAGCUGAUGGUGAAGGCCGGAGAACUUCUUGGAAUGGCCACGUCCUAUAUCAUACCUGUGAGAAACUACUCCUCCCAGCUGGACCUUGAUGAGAGCACAGACAUCUUACUGCUCAAAGCUGUCGAUCACAUCCUACAGUACGCUGAUCUGUACUUCCAGGACGGUGCUGUGGAUUAUAAAGUUACCAACUAGAAAUGCAGAAUUCAAUGCAUUGAUACGCCAUUUAUUUCUUAUUUUCACUUAAGGUUUUUUUCUUCUUCAAAGUAGUUACUGUUAUCUAGUUAACUAAUAGCUAAUGUUAUAGUUGGGGUCUAUUCUGUGCAAUAUAUAAUUUUGUGUAUUUCAGUUUAAAAAUCACAUAUACAAAAAAUGUCUGAAGGUGAAUUGGUGAAGCUAAAUUGCCUAUAGGUGUGAGUAAGUGUGUGAAUGUGUGUGUACUAGACAUCCCAACCACUCUGUAUUCCUGUCUCACACCCAGUGUUUCCAGGAUAAGCCAAAAAUGAUUUUUUUAAAAAUGGAAACUGAGAUAAGUAGGUAGAUAGAUAGAAAGAUAGAUUAGAGUUUCCCAACCUUUUUUCAGUCAGGGCACCCUUUGAAAAUUAAAAAAACAUUUGUGGCACCCUACACAAACACUAAUGCUAGACAGCGUUAACCCUGGUUUAUAUUUGAUGCGUCUGCAAUAGCGCGAGGGAGCACGCGGAAAAAAUGACGUCAUCGCGGAGUGGGCGGUCGAGCGCGUUGAGUGCGUGAGGCUUCAUUCCACGUGGUAGUUUGCACGCCAUUUUUUGCUACUUGCCGCGUGGCACCGGAUCUGGAAAUGAAUUACUUUGAGGCGACUCUUGCCGAAAGAUACGAUUGUACAGGCAUCUCUAUGAUCCAUCCAUGCGGGACCAAAGAGAUAGAGAUUAUCCAUCCAUGCGAGACCAUAGAGAUAGAGAUGAUCCAUCCAUGCGGGACCAAAGAGAUAGAGAUGAUCCAUCCAUGCGGGACCAAAGAGAUAGAGAUGAUCCAUCCAUGCGGGACCAUAGAGAUAGAGAUGAUCCAUCCAUGUGGGACCAUAGAGAUAGCCAGAUGGCACAAAAAUCAUGGAAAGGUUUUUAAAAAUAGUGAUUUUGAUUUGCUUUGUACAUACUGCUGAAAGAAUAAAGCCAAAGCUGAAAGUGUA
This is a messenger RNA of Ictalurus furcatus (blue catfish), 2147 nucleotides long. RefSeq names its product interferon-induced protein 44-like. NCBI's taxonomy places the organism in Eukaryota, Metazoa, Chordata, Actinopteri, Siluriformes, Ictaluridae. Bases 104 to 1174 code for a protein of 356 amino acids. The transcript is spliced from 9 exons. The record is from RefSeq and is a predicted model, not a curated record.